AUGGCAAAGUUAGGACCGUGGAUGUUGGUACUAAUACACAUAGUGCUUAUCGCGUCGAGUGGGCAGGAGCAUUUAGCCGUAGCUGAUGCCAGUGUGGAAGUGGACUACACGAACAUCGCGGGAGAGGCCGAAAUGAACAAACAAGAUAUACUCACGUUCUUAAAUCAGACGCACAUACAAGCUCAGUAUAAAGAACUGUAUGAUUCGCUGCUCAACAAACUUAUAGAUCCUUCCAAGCAGAAUAGAAGGGGGUCGACUAGACGUAUAGUAUCCGGUCGCAACACGUCAAUAGCAGCUGUGCCGUGGCAGGUGUCCUUGCGUGAAAGGACCUACCCUAUCUGCGGGGGCUCUGUUGUCACCGACCUGUGGCUACUCAGCGCUGCGCACUGUCUACUUAGAGCCCGUGCUUCAGACUUAAGCGUACGAUUAGGAUCAUCAUGGAAAACCCACGGCGGAGAAAUGUAUGACGUGAAGAACAGCUACGUACACCCGCGGUACAUCAGCAAAACCAAAGCACAUGACGUAGGGCUUGUGGAGCUGUACUCGCCCCUCCGAUUCUCCGCCAGGAUACUGCCCAUCCGGCUGGUUGCGAAGCGUACUAGGUUGAAAGCCAGCCAGCCAGCUAUUGUUUCUGGUUGGGGUAAACUUAAGGAAGGAGGUCCAAGCGCGACGUACCUACAGUCGACGACGAUCGAAACGAUCGCGAUGAAACUGUGCAAGCGCUCCGGCUUGGACCGCAAGGCCAUCGAUCCAGCGACUAUGUUCUGUGCUGGCUCUUUCUCGCAACCAUCGCCUGAUGCAUGCCAGGGUGACAGUGGAGGUCCAAUCGUGUUCGAAGGAGUCCUCAUUGGUGUGGUCUCGUGGGGCCUGGGGUGUGCACGAGGAAACUUCCCAGGAGUGUACACGAGGCUCGCAGACGUAAUCAUUUGGGAUUGGGUCAACAGCCACAUAUCUCAGAAAGUUGAUGCUAACGCGACAACCGCGUGAUCACCAACCCCCUUGCACAUACUACUUGUGAUAACUUUUACCAUGUAGUUUGGCAAUCUGGGUUCGUAGAUCGUCAUGUCAUUAAAUAGAGUACCGGCUGAAACAUUUAUACGAUUCUUUGGAAUCACUAAUUAUAGAUACAACACUAAUUUUGGUGACAUGUUAGUGAGAACAGGGAAGUUUCAGUCGAAGAUGCAUCAAAUAGUAACGAAUGAUCUAUAUAGAAGAAACGUAAUGGUCAAUUAAUCAGCGAAUAAUCUACAUAGAAGAAAUGUAAUGGUCAAUUAACCAGCGAAUAAUCUAUAUAGGAGAAAUGUAACAGUUACGAUACCUCCCACGUAAGUUGUUGUAAGUCAAAAUACCAUUUUUUGCUUUUUAACUUAAAGAAAUAUCCUAUUUUUACUUACAUUAUAGGUUCCAGUGUUAUGUUGACUUUCAAAUGUAGAAACUAUAAUAUACAUAAUCUCAGUACAGUGUUCUAAAAAAACCGACCUCAAAAGUCAUUCAUCACCUAGUUUGUC
Molecule: messenger RNA, 1508 nt
Organism: Hyposmocoma kahamanoa
Lineage: Eukaryota; Metazoa; Arthropoda; Insecta; Lepidoptera; Cosmopterigidae
Product: trypsin beta-like
Exons: 6
Coding region: 1-987 (328 amino acids)
Biological process (GO): proteolysis
Molecular function (GO): serine-type endopeptidase activity
Source: RefSeq, a predicted model, not a curated record